GGUUCCCGUUGUGAACUGCUGCCCCCAUCUGUGGUGGAGCCUAUUUAACUUCCCCCUCUUCAGCUGAUAAAUAUGUCGGGGUAUCAUAAUGAACAGUUAUGAACUGCUAAAUAGUGUGGUAUAUAUUUUUUUUUUACCAGCUAUAAGCCAUUCACGCGGGUCUGAUGACGCCGUGGCGUGACGUCACUGCGGCGGUUGGCCGUCGUUCUGCUCAGCGAUAACAAGGGAGGACAAGAGGAGAGAAGCAAGGUUUGUCUUUACACCGGGGAGAAUGCGCUCUCUCGUCGGACUAGCUGCUGUUGUGGCCGCAGCCAGCCUGUACCUCUACACUUUGUCCCUGUACCUCCCUGCUGGGCCACGGAGACGUCCUCAGCCGGGUCCAGCUGCUCAACAUGUGGAGGGGAGAGAGUCCGAGCAGAGCAGUGACACCUCCGGGGAACUCAGCAGGUUGAAGUUCCCAUCAGACCUGGAGGAGCUGCGGGAACUGGCUGAGCUCCUGCAGUUUUACAAAGCGGAGCACACCAGAUAUGUUCUGCUCCUGUUCUGCAGCGCAUAUCUCUACAAGCAGUCCUUUGCCAUACCUGGAUCGUCUUUCCUGAACAUUCUUGCAGGAGCUAUCUUUGGACCAUAUGAAGGAUUGCUCCUUGUCUGUGUGCUCACCACGGUGGGCUCCACCAUGUGCUACCUCCUGUCCCAAGCCUUUGGAAAACAUUACAUCGUGAAUAUCUUCCCAGAGAAAGUUUCCAUGCUACAGAAAAAGGUGGAGGACAACCGGGACUGUUUGUUCUUCUUUCUGCUCUUUCUGAGAUUCUUUCCUAUGACUCCCAACUGGUUCCUGAACAUGUCUGCCCCGAUAGUCAACAUCCCCAUCACAUUCUUCUUCUGCUCAGUAUUUAUUGGCCUGCUGCCCUACAACUUCAUCUGCGUGCAGACCGGCGUCAUGCUGUCCGAGGUGUCAUCGCUGGAUGACCUGUUUUCCUGGGAGCGCCUCCUGCAGCUGCUGGCCAUCGCCUGUGUGACUCUGGUGCCCAGCGCCCUCAUCCGACGCUUCAGCCAGAGACGUCUCAAACUGAGCGUCCAGCCCCAGAACAGACUUGACACAGAUAAGAAGGUGCAGUGACCCGCUGGAGUGUUUAUAGGUUUUUAUCGGCUCAGUUUUUGGUGCCUUCUGCCCUUCAGAGCAAACGUGUUCUAAGUGUCAGCUGUUGAGAAAAACUUUUGACACCCGACUGUGUCAUUGUUUCGGGUCCUGGAGUGCUUUUGCCCCUCCGGAGUCGUUUGGAGAUGAACAGAAUUUAUUGCUUUUCUAAAUCGUACAAAUGCAUUUGAUGGAUUUCUUUUUGCCGUUUUCUAAUUUUGGUGUUUUGUGGCUACAGUAUUUGGGCAUCGGAUGAAUGUACAGUAAUGACAAAGACAGGGGAGGCUUUUAGGGAAAUGUUUUUGUACUCAUGAUAACCAAUAAGAGUUCCUCUUCAGUUUAAACUUUGCGUUCAAAGUGCCUGUUGUGCAGUUUCUGGCCUUUAAAUUCUACCUCCAUGGAUUCACUGAAACAUUAAUGUUAAAACUGCGGAAGGCCCUCCCAUGUUUCUACAGAUAGUUCAGAUGAUGGUUUUAUGGGUUCAUACAUGUCCUUUUUCUGUUUGUAACUGAAAAACUGAUUAGUCUUAAAAAAAAAGAUCAGUCAGUCACGACAUUAAAACAUACCAGGCAUUGAAUGGCCAACCUUUUGACUCUAAAGCCAUUUGCACGAUCCACAGCCAUCACCCCACUGCCGCUUCAGGACAUCGAGAGUACCCCUCCUUGUAGUCCGAAGGGUCGGGGCUGUUUUAGUGGUGCAGAAAAAUCUUCACAGCCUAAGGUUUCAGUACAGGGGCAGACAGGUAGAAUUUAUUUUAUGUUUUGACCUAUCUAACUAUCUCAAUGUAAUUUUGCCUAUGGAAAUGCAAAAGACAGACAUAAACUAAUAAUUUGGUCUCAUUUUAAUGUUCAGGAGAAUCAGGCCUGUUUAUCAUCACAGUAUUUCACUGCAUACUUUACUGUAUCUGAAAUACAACGUUAUUUCAGACUUUGGGAAGCUUUACUAAGGUACAGACUUUCUCUUCAUUGUCUCUUUUUAUGUGCCUGUUAACUGUUUAUUCUGGGUAUAGUGUAAAACCUUUCUGUUGUGGGUUUUGGAAGAAUGUUUUGCAUCUGCCUUCUCUAUUAUCGAGAUGUAAAUGAUUUUAAGGGUAAUGUUCACAUUUACCAACAAAUCACAUUUUAAUCUAGCAGCCCUGCCAGAUUUAAUGGGAUCCCUGUAAAAGUAUUUUUUUAUUGCAGCAGCAAAAUCUAACAUCCAAAAUCUAGAAAAACCUCAUCAUUUAAUUUGAGUACAUCUAUUUAGUGUGGGAGAAUAGAAAAAAUAAUAACCGUCUUGUAAUUUGUUUUGUGUGUGUUUUUGCAAAAUUGCAGCUGCAACAGUUAGCGAUACCUGUAACAACAUUUCGUAUAAAAUGAAUGUCUUCAUGUGGGUCUUGGGUGUAAACAAGGGAUGGAUAUGUGGAAAAUACAAAAAUCAGACAACCUGUAUUUCUCUUAUAAAAGUCCUGGAGGUCUUGUUUGUGGAUGCCAGCAUGAGCCCUUUAAAGUGUCUGGAGGAUUUGAAAUAAAAAUUACACCAUGAGGCCAAAUCAGCACAAGUAUGGUUGAUAGGAUACCAGAUUUACCUUGUUCUAUGGGCUUCUCAGUUCCUACACCUUAAAUGGUACAGGAGAAAAUAAAGCGCUGUCUUCGUUAGGUAUAAGUGUGCUAAUAAGUGCGAUGUACUCAAAUUAGAGGUUGGAUUUUUCUAAAAUUAUUUAGUGUGAGAUUACGUUUCUCCAACUUUUUACAACUUUUUACAAACUUUUUACAAGGGUGCCAACAAACCCACUCGGUGCUGUAUGUGUGGACUUAGAUUGAAGCGAGAAAACUGCAUUUGGACCAUCGUUAUUUAUUUUUAUUUAAACCUGAGUUAGACCUGAUUAGCAGUAUUGUGUUCCGAGGGUUCGUCCUGUCGGGGGAGCUGUUGUAAUAUGAGAACUUUCUUGUGCUAUGAUCGGUUUUCCAGGUGCAAGUGUUUAAAGUAAUAAAAACAAAACAAGCUUUU
Molecule: messenger RNA, 3127 nt
Organism: Girardinichthys multiradiatus
Lineage: Eukaryota; Metazoa; Chordata; Actinopteri; Cyprinodontiformes; Goodeidae
Gene: tmem41aa
Product: transmembrane protein 41aa
Exons: 5
Coding region: 272-1120 (282 amino acids)
Source: RefSeq, a predicted model, not a curated record